GCAAUGCAAAUGGAAAAUAUAUUAAUGGGUGAUGGAGAAAGUAUAUUACCCGUCACAAGUUGCAAAAUAAGUGACAGGAUUAUUAUUCUGUAAACAUCUUAGAAAGGAGCAGAAUAUCUUAGCCUUACAUAUUGUUAGGGAAUAUAUAUCUGUAUUGCAGUGGGAAUUGGUAUCUAAUCCCCACCGCCACCACCACCACCAGCCUGUAAAAAUCUGAACAAAUGAUAUUACAAUACUGAGUCCAACAUCAAAUGAAAAGGUCACAUACAUAGACUCAUAUCAUAGGUUUAUAACCCUCAAGGGAUCAAAUCCAAAUGACCCCGCUACACAUACCAGCUUCAAGGGAAUCAUAUCUUGUUGAAUCCCUAAAAAGUAUUCGCCAACUUGCACAUCACUUCAGUUUCCCUUAUUUAACCAUCCACCCAGACACUCACCUACACACACACACUCACACACUCUUUUCCUGUUCUCUUCUUACUUCACUCUUCCUAACACAUUCACAUACACAGUACUCCAUUCAUGGGGUGGACACGAGAAGAGAAUAGACGUUUUGAGGAUGCUCUUGCGGUUCAUGGCCCAGACGACCCAAAUCGGUGGCAACAUGUGGCCAACGCCGUGGGAGGAAAAUCUGUAGAAGAGGUGAAAAUGCACUAUCAGAUUCUCCAGGAAGAUGUCAUUCGAAUUGAGCAUGACCAAAUUCCACUACCCAGGUACAGAGGUGCCGGCAUCAAUGGAAGACAAAUUGACAAUGAACAAAGGCGAAUGAGGAAUCUGACUCUCCGAUGAAGCACUUUGGAGUUGUAAGUUUCCACGAAGGCAUGUGCAAUUUAUGUUGGUGUGCUCACUUCCUGUGUGUUUCUUUUCCGUCAUAUUCACACAAUUGUAUUUUGUAAGAAAUAUCAUGUGAUAUGUAACUCUGCCGGAUAUUAAAAAAUUGUAUGUACUGACAAGUUUGAAUGGUUAAACACCUGUUAAUCAUUUAA
Molecule: messenger RNA, 983 nt
Organism: Vigna radiata var. radiata (mung bean)
Lineage: Eukaryota; Viridiplantae; Streptophyta; Magnoliopsida; Fabales; Fabaceae
Product: protein RADIALIS-like 1
Exons: 2
Coding region: 520-786 (88 amino acids)
Molecular function (GO): DNA-binding transcription factor activity
Source: RefSeq, a predicted model, not a curated record